Messenger RNA from Fundulus heteroclitus (mummichog), 3690 nucleotides. RefSeq names its product kelch-like family member 2 (gene klhl2). Bases 423 to 2240 code for a protein of 605 amino acids. Lineage: Eukaryota; Metazoa; Chordata; Actinopteri; Cyprinodontiformes; Fundulidae. Gene Ontology annotation, molecular function: protein binding. The record is from RefSeq and is a predicted model, not a curated record. The transcript is spliced from 15 exons.
CUCCGACGCCUUGGCUGCUUAACAGACCGUCUUUGCCGUCUUGUCCUUGUUUGUGCGUUUUAAUCAGCUAUCGAAAAAUAACAGGUAUCCUUCUCUGGCUCCUAGAAACACUCUGGAGGACACAGACAGCAAAAGAGAGAAACAAAAAAACAAAACAAACACAAACCCCAUCUGGUUCGGUGUCGGAGGGUCUACUUUUCCCCGAACCGAAGCGGUCCACCGGGUGGCCACAAACAGUCCCCGAGCCGAACCGAAACGUGUCCGUGGAGAGAGUCACCACCGCAGUGGGCUGAAGUGUUUAUGUGAGCCGGGGCUGCUUUAAUGUUGGCUGCCGUCCGUCUGUCUGUGUGUGUGUGUCCGCCCCGUGAGCGCUGAUUCUCGCCUGGAUUCAGACCCAUAAAAGAGCGAUCCGUGGAUAUGGAAUGGUGCAUACUGCUGGGCCAAGUUUUCAGCCUCUGAAAAACACCGGAAUCAUGGACACUCAUCCGCUGUGUACUAGGCUUUGUCCACACUCUCUGGACAAAGAGGAUGGAGUGGAGAGGCAGGGUCCGGUCACUCUGAACCCCCGGCACAUGAGGAAGGCGUUUAAGGUCAUGAACGAGCUGCGCAGCCAGAGCCUGUUGUGCGAUGUGACUAUAGUUGCAGAGGAUGUAGAGAUCGCUGCUCACAGGGUGGUUCUGGCUGCUGGGAGCCCUUAUUUCCACGCUAUGUUUACAGGAGAGAUGACGGAGAGCAGAGCGAAACGUGUGAGAAUAAAGGAGAUGGGCGGCUGGACUUUGGGCCUGCUGGUGGACUACAUCUACACCGCAGAGAUCCAGGUCACAGAGGAUAACGUCCAGGCUCUGCUGCCUGCAGCAGGACUGCUUCAGCUCAACGAGGUGAAAAAGGCCUGCUGCGAGUUCCUCAGCUCCCAGCUCCAUCCGUCCAACUGUCUGGGGAUAAGAGCCUUCGCCGACCUACAUGCUUGCUCCCAGCUUCUCUCACUGGCUAACAGCUACGCAGAGCAACAUUUCACGGAGGUGGUUGGGAGUGAGGAGUUUCUGAACUUGGGCAUGGAGCAGGUGUCCAGCCUGAUCGCCAGCGACAAGCUCACCAUCCCCUCAGAAGAGAAGGUAUUUGAAGCAGUCAUCGCAUGGGUCAACCACGACAAAGACGUCCGCCAGGAACACCUGGCCCACCUGAUGGAGCACGUUCGCCUGCCUCUGCUCUCCCGGGAAUACCUGGUGCAGCGUGUAGAGGAGGAGUCCCUGAUAAAGAACAGCAGUGCGUGUAAAGACUACCUGAUCGAGGCCAUGAAGUACCACCUGCUGCCAGCUGACCAACGAGCUCUGAUGAAGACCGCACGCACCCGAAUGAGAACACCGGUCUCCUGUCCUAAGGUGAUGGUGGUGGUUGGCGGUCAGGCGCCCAAGGCUAUCCGUAGCGUUGAGUGUUUCGACUUCGAGGAGCAGCGAUGGUACCAAGUGGCUGAACUCCCUACAAGAAGAUGCCGAGCAGGCGUGGUGUACACGGGUGGGUGCGUGUACGCGGUCGGUGGUUUCAACGGCUCCCUGCGCGUGCGCACGGUCGACUGUUACGACUCGGUGAUGGACCGCUGGACGAGUGUGAGCAGCAUGCAGGACCGGAGGUCAACGCUCGGCGCUGCGGUCCUCAACGGACUCCUGUACGCCGUGGGGGGCUUCGACGGCAGCACAGGUCUUUCUACAGUCGAGGCGUACAACGCCAAGACAGACGAGUGGUUCCACGUGUUGCCCAUGAGCACCAGACGCAGCAGCGUAGGAGUCGGCGUUGUCAAUGGAAUACUUUAUGCUGUGGGAGGUUAUGACGGGGCCACCAGGCAGUGCCUGAGCACGGUGGAAGCUUACAAUCCCAAAAGCAACACAUGGAGCUACAUAGCGGAGAUGGGCACGAGACGCAGCGGCGCAGGUGUCGGCGUGUUAAAAGGCUUACUGUACGCUGUGGGCGGGCAUGACGGCCCGUUGGUGAGAAAGAGCUGUGAAGUUUAUGACCCGACCACCAACAGCUGGCGGCAAGUAGCUGACAUGAACAUGUGCCGUCGCAAUGCAGGCGUGUGCGCCGUGAACAACCUACUGUACGUGGUCGGAGGAGAUGACGGCAGCUGCAAUUUGGCCUCGGUGGAGUUCUACAAUCCAACCACUGAUAAGUGGACGCUUCUGCCAACCUGCAUGAGCACAGGCCGCAGCUAUGCAGGCGUGACGGUGAUUGACAAGCCCUUAUGACUGCUCUCGACACCUGCCACUGAUUAAAAGCGGAAAGUGUUCUGCUGAAUACUGAUCUUGGAUCUGUCUUCGAUGCCGAUUGGGCAGCAAUUAGCGCAGGCACCGACGACGACGUUGAUGCUGAGGAUGAUGAAGGUUCUUGCACUUACCUUAAAUAAAGGGGGAGGGGGGAAGAGACGCUGCGACAGACGAGGGCGUCGAACCUGUGUUUUAUUUCGCUCACGGCGGGACUGCAGCAGCGACGGGACAGUUCGGUAUGAAGCACCACUGGAUCACUGCAGCGCCGUUGAAAUGCUACUGAUAUGAGAGCUGCUAAAACUGCAAAGUUACUUUAACAUUAGUUAAUUUUAACACAAACCAGAAAUGAGAAGAGACCACUCGUCAGAUCAGCGGGAGAGCAAAGCAGACGGACCGCUUUUUGGACUGCAGUCAGCUUAUUAUUUCGUUUUUAUUACUCUGAUAAAGUGAGCUGGUGUGCUUGCGUAUUAAGGUGCUCCAUGGCUUGCACAUGUAAGCAUGUGUUUUUGUUUGCAUCGGAGAGUCUGUGAGUGGUGAGGCCUUGUGUGACGCCGCAUGAACACACUCUGUCUGACUUCUUGCCCAUUACAGUGUCGCAGCGGGAGUGCCUGAAUGUCAGAGUCCACCCUCUUCUUUGUUUUAGCCUCGGUACCGAAACAGGACAGAGCUGGACUCAGCCGCUAUUCUGAGAUAAAGAAACAAAACCGUGACUUCAGACAGAUGCAUUAGCUUGUGUUGAUUCAGAAUAACUGAAUGUUAAAAAGCACUUGAGAACAGGAAUAUGUACAUUUUUUUUUUUUUUUUUUUUUUGUGUGUGUGGAGAUAACAGACUUUAAUUUUGGCGGGGAGAGAUGCAUCUGUUGCCAAACACAGGGCCAGAGAGAAGCUGUUGGUUAAACGGUGGGAUGUUAUCUGUGGUGUCUUGUUAACUGUCAGCCAUAUUUGCCAUGGUUGUAAACACUAAUGAAAGCAGCAGCAGCCUGAACUCAAUGCAUGGAGUCUGUCUCUAACCUGUUAGCCAGUUUCCUCCCUUCCUUUGGUGUAACAACCUGUUUAUAACUACUGCACACCCUGACGUAACAUGAAUGUGCCAAUUUUAAUGUCUCCUCUUUUCUGUCUCUUUUUAUCGCUCUGUGUUUCCGAUCUCUUCUCUCUUUCUGGAAAGCGACCAAACUUCCUCUUGAGUUUCUCUCUUCGGUCUGUUUUUUUUUUUUUUUUUUUCUGCUAUAUUCAGAGUCACUCUAAAAAGUAAAAGUGGUAUCGCUGUUUCUCGUCAGUGUUGAUGAAUGUCAUGUAGGCUUAUAACUCUGAAAAUGUUUUAUUACAUGUUUUAUAUUAUCAUUAAUAAAUAUGCUUCUUGUAUUUAAAGCUGUGAAAUGCUAUAAUCUGUUUUUAAAACUUUGCCAAACCAGUAAAACAUUUAAAUUAAAUG